ACAUCAAGUUCCUUAAGAAACAGGGACAAUAACUAAUGCCAAAGUAGCAUAACAGCCAUACUUUUUUGGGGGAUAAACACCAUCAUGAAGACAUGACAUGGAUGUUUCAUCAAAAAAUCCAGGUUGUUUUUGUUGCCCCGCAUUCCAUAAUGCAUGUUCUUCCAAGACUUGCUUUUUAUUUGUAUUGUUUUUCUUUCUGUUCCUAUUCGUGGCCACUGGGAUAGCUGCAUUGGUUGUUAUCUUCAUUUUGAAGCCUCAAGAGCCAAGAUUUUCUCUGGAGACGAUAAGAGUGGAUUCAUACAAGCUCAAUGCUUAUUCCAAUUCAACACUGUUGAUUUCAUCUGUUAUCUCUCUGUUACUAAACGCUCAAAACCACAACAAAGUUGGCAUAAGAUAUAGCCCUUCAAGGCUUCAUAUUUUCCAUCAAGGAAUCCCAAUAGGACUAAUUCGAGUUCCUCAGUUCUAUCAGCCAGCUCAUAGUGACAACGUUGGUUUAACAGCACAGAUUUCUCUUCCUCGUUUAAAUGUCACCAGAAUUUUUGAUCAAGGUGUCUCAAAAGAAAAGGCAAGGAAGAAUGUUGUACAGAUGAAAAUAUUAGGCGAUGCUAGACUUCACCUGCUGUUAUCUCGCCUAACAUUGCCCAAGAUCAAGGUUGCCCUGGAAUGUGACAUAGGCUUCAGCUACACAGAGUUUUCAUUCAAAGACGAACUUUUUUCCAUGAAAGUAGUUCGAGAUCUUAUAGCAUCUUUUCCAGUUAAAUCUGAAUCAAUCUCCAAGAAGUGUAAAUUAGCUUUCUAUUUAUAAUGAUGGUGAAUUUCACUCAAUAGCUAGGACUCAGGCAUGUAAGAUAAAAUCACACAUGUUACUGUGUUGAUAUGCAUGUCUACCGAUAGGGAUCAAGCAAGUGAUUUCUGUAACAUCUUAUGAUUGUUCUUAAUUAAUGGGCUAUCACAUAGUUGUUGAUUCAA
This is a messenger RNA of Populus euphratica (Euphrates poplar), 969 nucleotides long. RefSeq lists its product as uncharacterized. The record is from RefSeq and is a predicted model, not a curated record. The transcript has 3 exons. Bases 98 to 805 code for a protein of 235 amino acids. NCBI's taxonomy places the organism in Eukaryota, Viridiplantae, Streptophyta, Magnoliopsida, Malpighiales, Salicaceae. Gene Ontology annotation, cellular component: plasma membrane. Gene Ontology annotation, biological process: defense response to other organism.